AUGUCGACCAACUAUGGCCAACCUCGUGUACCCGGAGAACCAACUGACACAGCCACCUCCGUCCUUGAAACCGUGAAAUCUACUGUCCAGAGUUUCGGUCCCAUCAACAAAAUCCACCAACAUCUUUGCGCGUUUCAUUUCUACUCGCACGACAUGACACGGCAAGUGGAGGCGCACCACUACUGCGGCCACCAAAACGAGGAAAUGAGGCAGUGUCUUAUCUACGACAGCCCCGAAAAGAAUGCGAGGCUUAUAGGGCUUGAAUACGUCAUCUCUGAGAAUCUCUUCUUGACUCUUCCUGACGAGGAGAAGCGUCUCUGGCACUCUCAUUUCUAUGAGGUCAAAAGUGGUUACUUCUUCAUGCCAAAUGUGCCUUCUCCCAUUGAACACAAAGACAUGGAGAAAAUUUGCAAGACUUAUGGUAAAGUCUUUCAUUUCUGGCAAGUUGAUAGAGGUGAUCAACUUCCACUUGGGAUACCUCAACUCAUGAUGGCCCUCACUAGAGAUGGACAAGUAUAUGAUCAUCUUGUUCAAGGCUGUGCAGAGCGUAUGGGGAUAGACUUUGAGAAGGAGAGAAAGAGUAGGGAGUAUAUGACUGGGCCAACACAUGGGGUUCAUCCAUUGGCUAAUGGUGGAGGUAAGGGUCUUGUGACAAGAGUUAGGGAGGUUGAGCUUAAGAGUGAUUCAACUACCCCUAGCCCUUAUGCCAUCAGGGCCUCUGUUUGA
Messenger RNA from Vicia faba (fava bean), 726 nucleotides. The record is from the annotation of a GenBank genome assembly. Lineage: Eukaryota; Viridiplantae; Streptophyta; Magnoliopsida; Fabales; Fabaceae.